Molecule: messenger RNA, 8469 nt
Organism: Didymodactylos carnosus
Lineage: Eukaryota; Metazoa; Rotifera; Eurotatoria; Philodinida; Philodinidae
Source: the annotation of a GenBank genome assembly
AUUGAUGAACAGACGCCAUCCCUACAAAAAUCUGCUGAAGAAAAUGACCAAGCGAAAUCAUCGCAAAUAUCAAGCUCAAUUGAAGAAAAAUCGGUCGUUGAGGACAAAUCUGAAGCACAACAACAAAAACCAUCAUUAGAUAAUGUCAUAGAAAUCAGUCCAUCGUCGAAUGAAAGUAGAGUAAAAGAUGAUCAUUCUGUGAAAGAUAAAAUAGUUGUUACUGAGCCAUCUGCACAGUUACAAGUUCUAACUGACACUUAUCCAUGGUAUACUUCUUAUUCUCAAUUAAUACAAGCUGAAGACAAGCUCAGUCUUAUCUCUGAACAAUUGUCAAAAACUCUCGAUUCUAUUAGUCAGACAAAACAAAUAGUCGAAUUUGAACCGGAGCCUCAUGAACGAUUAUCUACACCAGAUUACGAUCGAAAUGUUUUACAUGAUACGUCAGCUACGUUGGAAAAAGUACACGAGUUGGCAGAAAUCAGUACUCAAAUAACGAAAGCUGCAUCUCCUCAACGAGACGAAAUACAAACACAACAGCAAGAGAAUAAUACUAAUAUAAGUGUGGUAGAAGAUCGCGCUGACGACUAUGCGCCUGUUACUCUUCGUCGUAAACGUACAAUGUCACCGACGGAAGAUGAUUUUCCACAAACAAAAUCAUCUGAGUAUCGAGAUGAAAAACCAGCAGCGUUGACAAGUGACAUUGAUUUGAAACCGGUCGCUACCAAUGAUCCUCAAACGUUAGCUUUAUCUGUUAGUGAAGUUACUCCACAAUCGCAAUCAUUAUCAUCCGAACAACCGUCGACUAUCACGACAAAAAGCAAAAAAAAUAAAAAGAAGCAGAAAAAAGAUAAAGAUAAAGCUUUUUCCGAUGCUUCACAAUCAGAAAUAUUGCAUAUAUCCGUAACCGAGAGUAAUACAAUACCAGCGUCAGCAUCACAACAGACGAGUUCUGAUAACGUUGUUUCAAUGCAAUCGUAUACACAGCAGCAAGGCGAACUUGAUGAAGUACCGAGUGAUAUUUCGUCGACUGUAAAAUCUGUCAAUCAAGAAAUCGACGAGUUUGAUGAACAAUUAAAGCCAGCACAAAAUGAAACCAGCAAAAUUGAGGUAGAUGUAUCAUCAACAAAUAAAACUAAUGAAACCAACGAAAACGAACAAUAUCAACAGCAGUCAAGCAUUCCUGAUUCUGAGACUGAACAAAGCUCUUUAAAAACCAUACAACAAACUGUUGUCACACCGUUCCUGGCAGUUGGCGAAACAAUACAAAAAAUGAUCUCUAAUGUCGCACCGUCAACGGAAAAGGAAGCACUUACAGAAGAAUCACAAUCUGCAGCACUAAUACAAGCCGAUGACCAUCAGACUGAUCAAGGAUCUGUUUUUUCAAAUUUGAAAGAUUCAUUCAAUUCAACUCUAUCUUCAAUAACUAGUUCCGCUUUCGAUAUUUUACAGUCAAAGAACAAUCAAGAGGAACCGCCGAAAGCUAAAAACAACGAAAAUGGUAUGCCAGUCGAUGAUAAACUAUCUUCAGAUGUAUCAUCAACAAAUAAAACUAAUGAAACCAGCGAAAACGAACAAUAUCAACAGCAGUCAAGCAUUCCUGAUUCUGAGACUGAACAAAGCUCUUUAAAAACCACGCAACAAACUGUUGUCACACCGUUCCCGGCAGUUGGCGAAAUAACACAAAAAAUGAUCUCUAACGUCGCACCGUCUACGGAAAAGGAAGCACUUACAGAAGAAUCACAAUCUGCAGCACUAAUACAAGCCGAUGACCAUCAGACUGAUCAAGGAUCUGUUUUUUCAAAUUUGAAAGAUUCAUUCAAUUCAACUCUAUUUUCAAUAACUAAUUCCGCUUUCGAUAUUUUACAGUCAAAGAACAAUCAAGAGGAACCGCCGAAAGCUAAAAACAACGAAAAUGAUAUGCCAAAACUUGAAGAACAGAAAAAAAUCAGUUCGGACAAAAAAUCAAAGAAAAACAAGAGACAAAAGAAAGAACAGAGAAUAGAUUUACCGUUAACAUCUAUCAUACUUCAAGACAAUCAAACCCUAUCCGAGGAUAAGUCACCUAUUCUACUAAAGGAAACGAAUAUUCCAUUAUCUCCUGGUGAAUCUAAAGAUCAAAUAGUAAAUGAGAAAGAUGCAUCAGUUACCAAUGAAAACUUACUAUCACAAUCAAAUAUCCACGAGAAAACUAUCGAAUUAUCUCAAAUCCCAGUACAUUACAAGACAUCGCUUGAAAAUGUGCAGGGAGUAUCCGAAACAGAACAAACCACCGUAGAACAUAAAAAUCAAACUUCUCUCGCUCUUGAUAACAAACAGUCUAAACUCAUUUUACCUGCCGUCGAACAAGAACUUGAUGAUAACGAGCAAAUACCACUUUUAUCAAAUCUCAAAAACCAGAUUUCAUCUACCAUUUCCACUACAGUCAGUUCGGUAAUACCAGCACAAGAUUCAAAAGAUGAAAUCAAAAAAGAAAGUGAUCAAGAAAAAGUUAGCCCAGUGAAAGAGAAAAAGCAUAAGAAGAAUAAAAAGCAGAAGAAAGAACCAGUCUCAGAACUGUCCACCGAUCAAUCAUUAAGUAAAGAAGAACUCAUACUCCCUCCCAAGGUCGAUGAGCAACAACUUGCUUCCCAAAAAGUAACAGAUACUAUAGUAUCACCAGUAUCGGCUGAUCCAGAAAAAACCAUGGACACACCAAUAUCAGCGAAUGAAACAGAAGUUAAAGUUCACCAACAUCCCGGCUUAAUUGAAAUUGAAAGCAAAACUGAUGGACAUAAUCACGGAGAUGAGAUGAUUACCACCACUAAUCAAAUUGAACUGCCAUCCUCGGAAAACCUAACAGAUGCUUCGCUUAAAAAGUCGAAAAAGAAGAGAAAAAAGAAAUCUGCAACCAAAAAAGGGUCAAACGUGGAAAGUAAUACAACACAAGAUUUAUCACAAAGUGACGAUGAACAAAAUGAUGAUAUUUCCAUAAGUAAGACAAAUAUAGAAACAGAUGAAACAAAAUCGAUUACGGCAAGUUCAAUUAGUCACGUAUCAACCACCCAGACAGUUAAACCACACUCUACUCAACCUACUGUACAAAGCACAACUUCAACGAUUUUGGAACAAUCACCUGACUAUAGUCCUAAAUCGACGACAACAGACGACUCAGAAUGGACGAUUCAGAGAAAAAAAUUAAAAGCACCAAAAAACAAAAAUGGCAUUCGUCCUGUUCCAUCACCAACGAACGUGUCUUCCAUCCACCAUAGUCCACCACAUAGACAGUUACCAGAAAAAGUCACUGAUAUGAAGAUUCGAAUCAACUCGAACGGUGAAUUGACAGUUAUGCCUACUGCCAAAACUCGAAUACCUAGUCAGUCCGAUUACCUGUCUGGUAUGGGUACAAUUGUCGAUAUGAGUAGUACAUCAUUAACUGACUCUCAAAACAAAGCGAAAUCGAGUGAUAUAAUAGAAAGUUCAUACAGUCAACAGAAAACCACCGAAUCCCGGCAGUCCGAUAACGUUAUACCUAUAACACGCAAAAACGAUGAAAUUCUUCAACAUGAAGAUCAAACAAUCGUAUUUGACACGUCCAUAAAACAAAAAUCACCGUCAUCUACGAUUACAGAAUCAUUACUACAACCUGUUAUUAUUCCUGAAGUACAAACAAGAUCUAUUAUAUCAUCUCAGAUAUUACCAGAAGAUACUUCUAAGUCCAUGUUAGAUACUCAGCAACAAGACGUAGCAGGGAAAAAGUCUACGAAAUCAAAAAAAAAGAAAAGGAAACAAGAAUUAGAGGAAACGCCCACCAAGCUACCAAAUUCAUUAGAAAAUUACAGUUCUACAUCACAAAACACAUCAAGUAUCGAUACACUUUCAAGUGAAUCGAAUAUCGUUCAAGAUAAUGCUUACAUGGCUACAGCUCCAAUAUCAUUUGUUCAACAGACGGACUUGCUCAAACAAGACAAAAAAGAUCUACUAAAUGAUGAUUUGGAAUUUGAAAGACAAACGGCUCGUAGUUCAAUAUCAAAUACUAUUCAACAGCCAACAAAUCUGGAAACACAGCUCAAUCAAGAACCGCCAAUAAAUACAACAACUUCUGAUGUCGAUAGCGAGAAAAAAGAGUUGAGAAAAUCAAUUGAACAAUUACUAACAGAUCAAACGACAUACAACAAUACUCCUCUUCACAAUCUAGUCGAAGAUGAUAAAUCCGCAUCUAAAUUAUCAAGUGAAACCGAUACAACGGGAGAAAAUGAUACCAGUUUGUUAUCGUAUAGAGAUGAUUUAGGACGUUUACGUAGAAAAAAGCCAAGAAAGCACACUUUAAGUUCAAGCAAGCAAGAUGACGACUUAUCCAUAGACUAUCAUCCAGUAGUAACGUCAUCGACAAAAAAUGAUGACGUAGAAUCUGAAACAAAUAUGAUUAGUUCACAUUGGGCCGAUGCUAUUACUGCUGCUGGAGAUCAAUCACCCGAUGAGACACAGAAGUUAAGUUAUCAUAGAAUCGAAAGUGACAACGGUGAAACAAAUAGUAAAUUCGAGUCUGUCUUACCUGAUUACAUGAAACGUCCACUUCCUGAUCGUUUUCGUCAAAAAACUGAACGUUUAUCGUCAUAUGAUCGCGAUACACCGUCACCACGCUCUUCUUCAUUGACGGACGAAAGAAAAUCAUUUGAACUCUAUUCAGAAACUAGUUAUCCUAAAAGUAGUUUAUUACCUGAACAUUCUCUAAAACAAGAAUUAGCUUUUAAACCUAGAAGAACUAUCGAUGUACCGUCACCAUUAUCAACCGGUUCGGAUACAUCAGAAAGUGAAACAAGAAAAAAUAUUCGACAACGUCGUAGCAGCGGUAAAGACGAUGAGAAACGCGAGACUGGUCAUUUACCACCACAACCGCCUAGGAAACGAAAACAACGGCCAAAAAUGUUGAAAAAAGAUGUUGAAGCGAAAACUUUGCUUACUCAUGAUUUCGAUGACAAUGAAACAGACGAAACCAGAAAGUUAAAAUUAUCUGAACAAGAGUCCACAGAUCUUACAUCGUCGAAUUUCGAGGAGUUUUCACCAUCGCCAUCAAUAAGAGAGAAACUAGUUAGCAAACUUAAUGAAUUAACAGCAAAUAUAUCCGAAUUCCUACCAAGUGCUGUAUCACAGUCCGAAGAGCAAAAGUUCGUCCCAGAAGAACAACCUAUUGAUAGCUCAAGAGACGAUCAAGUUCAAACAGAUUUCUCCGUUCAAAGUACAAAAGAUGAACCUCAAACAACCUCCACCGAACAAAACUCAUUACUUACGAAUUUGAAAAGUAAAAUGACAUCUUCUCUCUCGACUAUACUAAAUACAGUUAGUAAUAUUAUACCAUCCACUCAAAUUGAAGAAACUCCUCUAAUAACUGAAGAUCAGCAGCAAAAAGAGUCAUUAAUUUUGCAUGAUCAGUUAGAAGGUUUACGUUCUGAACUGCCGAAAUUUGACUUGAAUAGUAUAAGAAAUGCUGAAGAACAACUUCAUAAAACAGUCCCGCACUCGGACAAAAUUACUACGAAUGAAAAAGUCACUUUUGUCGAUAGUCAGAAAGCAGAACCAUUAAGAGAUACAACUAGUUCUGAAAGCAAAAAGAAGAGAGCAAGAAAAAGAUCAAAACACGAUAGCGGACAUGAUAAUUCCGGUGAGAUUGAACAAUAUUUUGCUGGUGUGAAGGUAGAAAUUGAUUUACCUACAGCUGCACUCGAAAACAUUCCUGAUCAGUCCGAUUUUCAUAUUGUUAAACCGAAACAUCGCCACCGUACAACAUCAGAACUGAGUACAUCGUUGAACAAACAACAAGAACAAGAAGAGUUUUUUGCUGAUAAUGAAGAAGACGAAGAUUUCAGCUUAAAACCAUUAACUAUUCAUGGUGACAGUAGUAUUAUUCAUUCACCAGAUCUUGAACAUUCACGUUCAUCUUUGUCGGCAGAAAUUGAAAGUGAGCAACAACAUCAGACAAAAAAGAAACGACAACGUAAACGAAAAAGUACAUCAGGUGAUGAUGUUGAAUUCAUUGCUGUAGUACCAUCUGUUUUACAUGGAGAAGAAAUUAAACAAGAUGAACAAGGAGAUUCGGGUGUUAUUAGCUCAAGUGCAAAAGACACAACAAGAUCGCAAGAUAGCACUAUUGACGCUCCCCAACAACCAGAUCUACUCGAAACUAUACGACAAACUGCCACAGCGCCUAUCAUGGCUAUUGGUAAAACAGUGAUGAGCGUGGUUUCAAGUAUAAGACCGGCUGAAGAUGUUUCUACAACUACUAUACAAGAGCCAACAACAGCUGACAAAACGAAUGAAGAUUCUACUAAUCAGCGCAGUGUAUUGGAAGAUGUUCGACAAAGAGUGGGUGAAACAAUGCACAACGUCGUUACUAGUAUUCAGUCAUCUUUUACUAGUACUCCAGCUGCCGACGAAAAAUUUGAAGUUCAUAGUGAUCAACAGUCAGAUGAAACAAAUGCACAGUCCACUAGUGCCGGGUUUGUUCAGACCGUUCGUGACACCGUCAAUUCUGUUACUGAUCAUAUUCGCGAUACAGCGCAUGAUGUUCAAAAUGCUGCUGAGAAAAGUCCGGAUAUGGUUGAUAAUCGUGGUCUACUAGAUAGAAUACAAGAUACAAUUUCAACGACAACAGAUCGUCUAAAUCAAGCAACAGAUCAAUUACUUGAAGAUACACAAAAACGGACAAAAUUAGAUGAAGACACCACCAAUAAAAAAGAAAAAGUUGACCUAUCUGAACAGUUAAAAUCAGUUUCUGGCUAUCAUUCAUUCUCAUCUAAGAAGGAUCAAUAUGAACCACUCGAUCAAACCUCGGCUACCAUUGAUGACGUACAACAUCAAGAUGUAAAGCAAGAAUCGGGUGAUGCUAUUUUAGCCAGAGGUUUUGGCAAGUGGUUGCAAGAGGGUAAAUCAAUACAAAGCGAAACAAAAAAACCCAGUACACAAAAAGCAAUGAGUAGUUUAACAUCAGCGAUGCAAAGUCUAAUAAUUAAACCGACAUCGUUCAGUGAUGGAGAAGAAACAGACAGCGAUCUAAGUACAUCCGAGUGGUUAUCGUAUAAACAAGGACCAUAUUAUAUUUCAGAGGAUAAGCGUGUCCAUGAAACAAGUGGAUAUGCCGUUAUCCAACCUGGUUCUUCGACCUGGUUUAACACUGCUAAUUCGAACAACGCUAAUCGACAAUAUCCAUCCGAUCGUGACGACAAAAAUAAACAACAAACACAAGAUAAAUCAAGCAGCAGCGAACAACACGAUCAAUCUCAACCACCAACAGUCGAUGACUCAGCCUCAAAUUUCAAAGAGAGAGACACUCAUUCAAAUAAUCUUAGUAAGAUGAGUGAUAAUAGUUCAGAACUAAAACUUCAAAGUUUAACGAACAGUUCAAUCUCUUCAUCGCUACCUUCUUCUAAAAUUUGGGACUCUACGAAAGACUUAAAUACAACAUUAACGGCAAGUAGUGCAACAACAGAAACGUCUUUUUCGUCCGACGAUGUUCAACAUUAUCUUGGUGAAGAGUUUUAUCUAGAAGCUAUCGAAAAUACAGAUAAAAAAUUACCAACAAGUUCCUUGAAUAGUCAAGGUAUACGUACUCAUACAUGGCCCGCAGAGCAUUCUAACAUUACUGAAAACAAUGAUCAUCAAUCGCCUAUUAACGAUACAAUAAACAAUAAUAGAAAACGAAUAACUAUCACAACAAAAACUAUAGAAGAUAAAGGAAAAGUUAUACAUCAACAAUCAGGUGAUAAUAGUAUAAAAUCUCUUUUGAGUGACAUUAUUUUACGUCCAUCAUCUGCCACAUCGUCUGCAUCUGCGAGUACAAGUAAGAACGAUGAUGACAUUGAUGAAUUUGAAAAUGUUAAUAACAACAAUAACAGUGCAAUCGAUACACAUGGUCUAAGUUUUGACGAAUGGGCCUAUUUUAUUGCUGAAAAAAACCGUCCGAUUUUCGUGACGGAUAUUCAUGGAGAUACAAAUCGAACAGAUAUGGAUUAUUCUUAUGCUCAAGUAAUCGAUGAUGAUACUUAUGUCGACAUUCCGGCACGUCAACAAGAAAUUCAACAACAAUCACCGUUGAUACCAUUAACUAAUAAUGGUUCUGAUUUAAUAGAUCAAUAUUCAAUUGAUAGCAACAGAUAUGGCGAUUUUGCUAUUAAUGAUGACAAUGAAAUAAUGCCCAUAACUCAAUUUCAUCCAUCGAUGGUUAAUAGUGUAGAAGAACAUCUAAAUGAUAUUUUACCAGUAGAAAAUAAUAUUUUGUCGAUCGAACUUAUUAACAAUAUCGAUGAAAGCACUACCGAUUCCUAUUCUAAUAGACGAAAACCAUCAGACACAUUAAAAUCAUUUCAGGUAUGGAGAAAAAAUCACCAAAAGAAAAAUAUUAAUGAUCAAGAUGAUGAAAUUUAUGUUAUUGAUGUUGAUGGCGUUCAUUUACGUCAGAGACCAUCACCACCAAUUAUUGAACAAACAGAUACUUAA